Molecule: messenger RNA, 1353 nt
Organism: Fraxinus pennsylvanica
Lineage: Eukaryota; Viridiplantae; Streptophyta; Magnoliopsida; Lamiales; Oleaceae
Source: the annotation of a GenBank genome assembly
AUGAGUAGCAGCAGCUGUUUCCUGUUCCCCAAUAAUAACAGGGCCAAGCAUGUUUCUGAGGGAGAAUUCUUGAAGAGUAGAGAAAUGAUGGAUUCAGAUUUUUUAAAGAAUCAGCCGGCGGCGGCUGCAGCAGCGCCGUCGCAGCAGAGCUGUGGAUUGGCGCGAUACCGGUCAGCCCCAAGCUCGUUCUUCACGACCCUUUUGGAAUCCGAUAAUGAACCCGAGAGUAUGUUUUCUGCCCUGAUGAAUGAGACCCGCGAUGAUGAUCUGAAUCAGAAGAAUCAGCUGCAGUAUUCUUCUGGGGGGGCCAUGAAGCAAGAAAUCGGUGUCGAAAACGAGGCCGGUAACCGAAAAAAUGGAUUCUGUAAUGGAUCUACUUCACAAGGGGUGUAUGAAAGUGGGGGUUCUAUUGUGGGAUCUUAUUCUGUUGGAAUGGAGAAUCAAGUUGGAGUGAGGAUGAAUAAUGGAAAUGGGAAUUGCUCAAAUCUUGUUAGGCAAAGCAGUUCUCCUGCUGGAUUUUUCUCUGGUUAUGAUGUAACGGGAGAAGCAGGAAAUUACCGAGUUAGUAAUGGGACAAGUGCAGAAGCCAAUUCAUCAGCAAAUGGUUUGAACAAUUACUUGAACUUCUCAUCUGGUGCACCUUCUAGAUCAAGGUUCAUGCCCAGCAUACCCGAAAAUGGAAAUGAAGGUGUAAGUUUGACUAACCUUGAGAACGGACAAUGGAGAAAUGGUAAUAGUGCUAAUGGCAAAGAAUAUGAUGCUGCUUUUCCAAAAGACACGUGGAACGAUUCUUCUUUCAACAGAUUAAAAAGGAACAGAGAUGUCGACUCAAAGAUGUUUUCUAAUUUUGGUGGAUCUGAAAAUCAGAGUGUGGAAACUAGAAACCCUAAUCAAGGUUUAACACACCAUUUGAGCUUGCCAAAAACUUCUGCUGAAAUGGCUGCGGUAGAAAAGUAUCUACAAUUUCAACCAGACACUGUUCCUCUUCAAAUUCGGGCCAAGAGAGGUUGCGCCACUCAUCCACGAAGCAUUGCAGAAAGGAUGAGACGCACACGGAUUAGUGAAAGAAUGAAGAAGUUGCAAGAACUAUUUCCCAAUAUGGACAAGCAAACGAGCAUAGCUGAUAUGUUAGAUUUGGCUGUUGAUUACAUUAAAGACCUUCAGAAUCAAGUCGAGACUCUCACGGACAAAAAGGCAAAGUGCACGUGCUCUAGUAAAUCAAACGAGGCAAAUGAUAUACUGCACGGGCACAGACAUUCUCGUCUAUGUAGAUCAGCACAAUCUUUGAAAGAGGAGACAAAACUUUAUUUCCUUAAUGUAUUCAGGAGCCUUUCAUGGGGAAGACUGGUGUAA